Messenger RNA from Punica granatum (pomegranate), 1247 nucleotides. The record is from RefSeq and is a predicted model, not a curated record. Lineage: Eukaryota; Viridiplantae; Streptophyta; Magnoliopsida; Myrtales; Lythraceae.
UUCUCUGUGCGUUGCUCCUCUCCUCCGCCCAAUCUCUCUCUCUCUCUCCUCCCAUCUGCCCAUGCUCUCUUCCUCCUCAAACCACAGCAAAACCCUCCUCACUCCUCCCCUCUCCUCCUUCUCCCACAAACCCUAACCGCCAAUUCCUCUUCCGCCACCUCCUCGGCCAAUCAAUCGACCCCAGAUGGCCUCCCGGGACCAAGCCCUAUCACUCCUAGCCGCCGCAAACAACCACGGCGACUUGGCGGUGAAGCUCUCGUCUCUCAAGCAGGUCAGGGACAUUCUCCUCGCCGUGGACCCUUCCCUCGCAUCAGAGCUCUUCCCUUACCUUGCCGAGCUCCAGUCCUCGCCCCAGAGCCUCGUCAGGAAGUCUCUCGUCGAGAUAGUGGAAGAGAUUGGGUCGAAAGCAAUGGAAUACUUGGCAGUAUUGAUGCCAGUCUUACUGGCAUUAUUGAGAGAUGCUGAUCCAGAUGUUGCAGCACAGUCCGUCAUCAGUGGCACGAAGCUCUUCAGUGGUAUUCUCGAGGAGAUGGCAGUGCAGAUGCAUCACCGAGGAAAAGUCGAGAGGUGGCUUGAAGAUCUUUGGACGUGGAUGGUUAAGUUCAAAGAUGAUGUGUAUACCAUUGCAAUUGAGAUAGGUCCUGUUCGUACGAGACUGUUGGCGUUAAAAUUCUUGGAGACAUAUGUUUUACUUUUCUCACCUGACAAGAAUGAUUCUGGAAGACCUGUGGUCGCAGGGAGCAGACACGUAUUUAAUGUUUCAUGGCUAGUUGGAGGCCACCCUGUUCUUGAUCCAGCUGUGUACAUAGCAGAAGCGAAAAGGAUCGUUGGAACUUUAUUCGAUCUGCUCAAAACAGCUAGUAGUCUUCCAGGAUGUCUGACAGUUACCAUUGUCAAUUGGUAGUACAACGCCUUCUGCAUUUGCCUGAUAUUAUUGCAGUGUGCUGUCGAGCUAUCCUUUAAGGAGUUGAUGGCUUCAAGUACUGCUGCCUUCGCUGGUUCUGAAACUUGGAGUACCUGAGCUAGACAAUGUGAUACUGGACUACUUAAGCUGAUAGAAACUUUGCAGUUAAAGGAAGCAAUUAUGCCUUGUAAACUGUCAGCUAGGCCAUAAAAUAUAACAUUCUUUCAUUUAUCUGCUGCAUUUGCCUGCAGCUGGUUAUGUAUAUAAAUCCUUGAUAACAGAUUAUACACAUUUUAUACCAUAAUGAUUGAGAGUACUUUAUACAGGAAUUUCUUCUCUUUCA